AUGAGUCUGGCCGGCUCCGUACCGCUGCAGAGCGGCCAGGCCGUCCAGCCGAACCCCAUGCCUUCCCUGGGCGCCCCGUUCAACCCUGUACCCUCGGAUGACUCGACACCGCGCGCUGGUAGCGAUGUAGGGCAAGACGCAGACGACGUAGGCGAGGUGGGAGAGAAGAAACAGAAGAAGCGAGGCCUGUUUGGGUUUGGGAAGAAGAAGGCCACCAAUGAUGACUCGUCGGCCAAGGCCUUGAACAAGGACAAGCCCGAUCUGCCUCCGCCCGAGCCUUCAGAGAAGGAGCGGCCUACCCGCCGAACCACGGCAUCCCCGAUCCAGACCGAGCAUACCUACAUGACGCCCGCUUCGCCCACCCGUGGUGCUAUGGCUUCGUCUCCCCGUCUCGCCUCCCCCGCUGGAUCCCAGAUUUUCGAGCGCGACGUCCAAGAGAGCGCCGUGUUGAUGCCCAACUCACCGGCCAUCCCGUCGCAUAUUUCGACCGAGAACCAUAUCCCCCCGGUCCUCGAUGCCUCUUCCGAGGCCAUCACUGACAACCACCUUGAUCCGGACAGCGUCGAGAUCAUCACCCACACAGCCCACCAACCUGCCGCCGUCACCGUCUCCGAGGCCUUGACCCAUGAUAGCAGCAGCAAUGUCGGUGCUGCCUCGUGGACAGACGAGCUGGCUGCUUUCUCCGCCGACAAGGAGGACAGCGCCUCCAACUACGGCUCCUUCGACACCAACGAUGUUCGCCGCCUGAGCUUCAUCUCCUUUGCCGAUGUCGUACAGGCCGAGCAGGUCUCGUCACACACCGGCGCCUCUGCGUCGCGUGACUCGAUGCACCUCGCAGGCCUGACCAGCCUCGCGUCAGCCGGGGCCAAUCGGUCGCCGAGCCCCAUCCGCUCUCCCGUCUCGUCGCAGGGCGGCCCGGGCACGUCGCCGCCGACGAGCAAGUCGGGCUCGAUCAAGGGACUCGAGAUGUCCCCGGUCAGGAAACCUCUGGGUAGCCCUACGGCCUCCGCGACCACACCGCACAUGACUGCAGGCGGUGAGAUUAGCAUCGAGACCAUGUCUCAGGCCUUGAGGCGUACGGGAAGCCGGGACCUGAGCGCCGUCAGGAGCCUGCCCACGAGCCCGAUUGAGGGGCCUUCGUCCCGGUAA
This is a messenger RNA of Thyridium curvatum, 1149 nucleotides long. RefSeq lists its product as uncharacterized. The transcript has a single exon. Bases 1 to 1149 code for a protein of 382 amino acids. The record is from RefSeq and is a predicted model, not a curated record. Lineage: Eukaryota; Fungi; Ascomycota; Sordariomycetes; Thyridiales; Thyridiaceae.